Molecule: messenger RNA, 7065 nt
Organism: Mandrillus leucophaeus (drill)
Lineage: Eukaryota; Metazoa; Chordata; Mammalia; Primates; Cercopithecidae
Gene: NHLRC2
Product: NHL repeat containing 2
Exons: 11
Coding region: 386-2566 (726 amino acids)
Molecular function (GO): protein binding
Source: RefSeq, a predicted model, not a curated record
UUAUUUUUGUUCGGAAGCCUGCUAAUUCCCAAUGUGAAGGGUGGGGGAUGGUUCCCUUUGGGCCUCUGGGACGCUGUUCCUGAGGCCUCAUUCCAUGUUGAAUCUGGCGCUCUCAAUGUCCAGGCUCGGCUGCGGCGUGGGGACCGAGAAGGGGCGGGGUGGGUCGGGACGGCGGUUUAAUUGCGUGCCCGGGAACUGCGCCGAUUUGGACUUUUGGCACUUGGACGUAUGCUUUAAAAAGAAAAAAGUGUCAUUGGCGUGGAGUGGGGCUAGUGGAGGGUGAAGUGAAUGCGCCGUUUGGAAACCACAGGACAGUGAACGUUUUGUCUUUCCCAGCGAGACUCUCCCGCGAGCCCGGCGGCCGCCUCGGGAGCCCGGCGGAAACAUGGCGGCGCCCGGAUCCCGUGGCCGCAGCCUCUCCGGCCUGCUCCCCGCGCAGACCUCGCUAGAGUACGCCCUGCUCGACGCCGUUACCCAGCAGGAGAAGGACAGCCUGGUCUACCAGUAUCUGCAGAAGGUGGACGGCUGGGAGCAGGACUUGUCAGUACCCGAGUUUCCGGAAGGAUUAGAAUGGCUGAACACAGAAGAGCCUAUUUCUGUCUACAAGGAUCUAUGUGGAAAAAUAGUCAUCCUUGAUUUCUUCACCUACUGCUGCAUAAACUGUAUUCACCUAUUGCCUGAUCUCCAUGCAUUAGAGCACACAUACUCUGAUAAAGAUGGUCUUCUCAUUAUUGGUGUUCACUCAGCUAAGUUUCCAAAUGAAAAAGUCCUGGAUAACAUUAAGAGUGCUGUUCUUCGAUACAACAUCACCCACCCUGUGGUUAAUGAUGCAGAUGCCAGCCUUUGGCAAGAACUAGAAGUUUCCUGCUGGCCAACUCUAGUCAUACUUGGACCUCGCGGAAACAUGUUGUUUUCUUUGAUUGGAGAGGGACACAAAGAUAAAUUAUUUUUAUAUACUUCAAUUGCUUUAAAGUAUUACAAAGACAGGGGGCAGAUCAGAGAUGAUAAAAUUGGAAUAAAACUCUAUAAAGAUUCUUUACCACCUUCACCAUUGCUGUUUCCUGGCAAAGUAACAGUAGACCAAGUUACUAAUAGAUUGGUAAUAGCAGACACUGGACAUCAUAGAAUUUUGGUCGUUUGGAAGAAUGGACAAAUUCAAUAUAGCAUUGGAGGACCCAACCCUGGAAGAAAAGAUGGAAUAUUUUCAGAAUCAACUUUCAAUUCUCCACAGGGUGUAGCCAUAAUGAAUAAUAUCAUAUAUGUGGCAGACACUGAAAACCACCUUAUAAGAAAGAUUGACCUAGAGGCUGAGAGGGUGAGUACUGUAGCUGGCAUUGGAAUUCAAGGUACAGAUAAAGAAGGUGGAGCAAAAGGAGAACAACAACCCAUUAGUUCCCCUUGGGAUGUAGUUUUUGGAACAUCAGGUUCAGAGGUCCAAAGAGGUGACAUUUUGUGGAUAGCCAUGGCAGGGACUCAUCAGAUAUGGGCACUCCUACUGGACUCUGGCAAACUGCCAAAGAAAAAUGAGUUAACAAAAGGAACCUGCCUUAGGUUUGCUGGAAGUGGAAAUGAAGAGAAUCGAAACAACGCCUAUCCUCACAAGGCAGGUUUUGCCCAACCUUCAGGCCUUUCCUUGGCCUCUGAAGAUCCCUGGAGCUGCUUGUUUGUAGCAGAUAGUGAGAGCAGUACAGUGAGAACCAUUUCUCUGAAAGAUGGAGCAGUGAAGCACCUCGUAGGAGGAGAAAGAGACCCCAUGAAUUUAUUUGCUUUUGGUGAUGUUGAUGGAGUAGGAAUCAAUGCAAAGCUUCAGCACCCCCUUGGAGUAACAUGGGACAAAAAAAGGAAUUUACUUUAUGUGGCAGACUCCUACAAUCACAAGAUUAAAGUUGUGGAUCCAAAAACAAAAAACUGUACAACAUUAGCAGGAACUGGAGACACAAAUAACGUUACCAGUUCCAGUUUUACCGAGUCAACUUUUAAUGAACCAGGAGGCUUGUGUAUUGGAGAGAAUGGACAAUUAUUGUAUGUGGCAGACACCAAUAAUCAUCAAAUUAAAAUAAUGGAUUUAGAAACAAAAAUGGUAUCUGUGCUCCCCAUCUUCAGAUCUGAAAAUGCUGUAGUAGAUGGCCCAUUCCUGGUAGAAAAACAGAAGACAUUACCCAGACUACCUAAAUCUGCUCCAAGCAUUAGGCUUUCCCCUGUGACUGUGUGUGCUGGCCAGACUCUUCAGUUCAAACUCAGAUUGGACCUCCCAUCAGGAUCAAAGCUAACGGAAGGAGUACCCAGUUGCUGGUUUCUAAGAGCUGAAGGCAAUGAAUGGCUGCUUCAAGGACAGAUGCCAUCUGGAGAUAUAGAGAACAUUUCCAGUCAACCAACAAUUUCACUACAAAUUCCUGAUGAUUGCUUAUCACUUGAAGCCAUUGUAUCUGUCAGCGUGUUUCUUUAUUACUGUAGUGCAGACAGCAGUGCUUGCAUGAUGAAGGCAAUUUUGUUCAGUCAGCCUUUACAAAUAACGGAUACACAGCAAGGUUGCAUAGCUCCAGUAGAGCUCAGGUAUGUAUUUUAGCCAGCCAGCUAGCUAGCAACCCAUUGCCACCACCUGCUGUCCCCCAUCCUGACUGUUUCUGUAAUUUAAGGAAAGAAAACUUCAUUUCUGCCUCUGGAUAACAAGAUGCCCAUUGCUCAGUUCUAAUAACUGAUAUUAAAAUAAAGCUAUGCUUCUUACUUACUUUUUUUAUUAUAAACAAACUCCUUUGCUCUGGCUAAUACUAGCUGAGUCAUUGAUCAUCAUUGGAACUAUGAUACUGUAAUCUGUGUUGCUAUUUGGCAUAAGACUGAAGUUCACACUACAGUAGAGAAUACUAUAAGAUAAUUUGCAAUGAAUACUGAUAAUAAUAAUACCAGAUAUUUUAACUAACUUUUUCUGCCUUUAUUAAUAACAAUCAGCACACUUGAAUGUGUAAAUUUCACAGUAACUUUAGGCGGAACUUAAGCUCCGGUCCACAUUUGUAUAAGAACACCAAGUAUUCAAGGCAUAAAGUCUGUUGUAAGCCAAAAAAAAGUCUUUUCAUCGCUAUAGAAGCUUAAGGAGUACAUCAGUGGUAAAUACGAUCUUUAUUCUCUUCUGUGGUUUUCUCAGUUGAGAUAUUUUUAAAAGAGAGUUUUUAUCUAUUUUUAUUAUAAAUUAUUCGUUGUUUAACAUACCAUUAUGAAUGCCUUAAAACUGUACAGAUAAAGUUGGACAUAGAAUCUCUAAGCACCGACUCCUUUAGCUGUUUUUGAGUGACUGUAUUACCAGAUAAUCCCAGAAGUAUUAUGACUUUCAAGGAAAAAGGGACUUCAGGACACAUUACUUAUUGUCUGUGAUAAAUAAUUUAUUUUGACAGCUAAAUUUGAUAGUUAUGUAUCAUGUUUUGGAAAAGUACAUUUCACUUGUAAGCAUUAAAUGCAGAUUUGUUGGGUUUAGGUUUUGAGGUUUUUUGUUCCCCUAGUCAGAAUUUAAAUUAUGGUCAUUUAUUGUGAUGUUUUUAAAAAUCACUUUUAAGCCUUCAAAGCGAAAUUUUCAGUGUGAGGUGCUUUAAUGCUGUUAAUAGAUACAGUAUAUCCUAAUAUAUUACUCUUUAAAAUAUUAAGGCCGAAACAGUGAUUUAAUGAUACUAUUUUUAAAUUUUUGGUUUUUAACCCUUAAAAAAGAUACUGAAAAGGUUUUUUUCUAUUGUCAUAGUUUAUAACUACUUAAAAGCCUCAUCUUGUUUUUCUUAAGACCUAUUCAACAUGUUUGUGAUUUAAUCAGCUUACAAGAUUUUAAACACAUCAGGUAAACCAUGUUUAUUUAUUCAAUAAAUAUUUAUAGACAUUAUGGCAUAAUAUGCUUCCCUUCCCUGUAAAAACAGUGCUAAAUUUGAAGUGUAAUCUUUUUUAAGCAUCAUUAUCUAUUUUUAAUUUUUUUUUUGAAAUGUAGUACUAGUUUGUUUUAUUCAAAGGUUAGCUGAAUCUCUGAAGUAAGGAUGUAUAUAAAUCAUGACAUUGAUUUAAUCAGUCAUCUGCUGAAACUACUUUUACAGAGAAAUAUAGAUAUAAAAUUAAAAGGAAUCCUGUUUAAAAUUAUAUGUAAUUACCUCAUAAACCUUUUCUCUCCACAAGCAAUCAAAAAAAUGAAAUGUUCUGUAAUAAAAGGGUGUAUAACAUACUCUCUUUUAUGGAGAAUAGUCCCUAGUUACUUUAUUUUAUUUUACUUUAUUUUUGAGACGUAGCCUGGCUCUGUGGCCCAGGCUGGGAGUGCAGUGGCGCGAUGUAGGCUCGCUGCAACCUCUGCAUCCCGGGUUCAAGAGAUUCUCCUGCCUCAGCCUCCCUAGUAGCUUGGAUUACAGGCACACGCCACCAUGUCCAGCUAAUUUUUUUGUAUUUUUAGUAGAGACAGGGUUUCACCAUGUUUGUCAGGCUAGUCCCAAAUUCCUGGCCUCAGGUGAUCCGCCCGCCUCUAUCUCCCAGAGUGCUGGGAUUACAGGCGUGAGUCACCGUGCCCUGCCAGCCGGCCUUAGUUAUUUUUUAAUCUCAUUUGACUUCUAUAUUUCUCAUUUCUAAAUGGACAGGAUGAGAAUAUUUUGGCCCAAUCAUUUUCUGUUUAAGGACAUAAACCUUUUCACACUUAAGAAGUAUAUACAAUUUUUAUUUGCUAAUUUAGAAAUAUCUGACAAUUUAUUUUUCAAUAUAAUAUACAAACACAAUGUUUGUUACACAUGUUCAUGUACAGUGAAAAUGCAAAGGCAUUUUUUAGAAUCUAUUCCCCUUCAUUUGUCUAGACAGUUUUAGGUUAGCCUUAGCUUAUACUUUUCUUGACUUUCAAAAUACAGUUUUAUUGAACAUUCUUAUUCUUACCCACUGCCAGUCUGCAUUGUUUUUGACAUUAAAAGUAUUAUUUAUAUAGAUUAAUAUGAUUUUGAAUAAAUCACACUUAAGCAAUAUAAAUAGGUUCCUAGAGUUUAUGACGAGGAUAAACCUCUCACAUAAGAAGAAGCACUAGAAAGUUUAUUUUUGAAACUCGAUCCAUAUCCUGUAAGGACUUCUGCAUAUUUUUUAUCUUUUGCUUUUCUUGUUGCAUAAAUUAUUAUGUCCAGUGAUAGUUUAAAAAGAACAAGAUUUUAGUGUAAGUCACCUCAAUUGAAAUGCCAGUAAUGUGGCAUUACAUACAUUUUAUAUAAUACCUGAAUCUUUGCCCUAAAUUAUUCUGCUAGUUUGUCACUGUUUUUUUCCUCUUCUCUUUAUUAUUUCACAAAUGGUAGAAUUUCUCGAUAUGAUUCCUGUAAAGAGUUUAGCUUAUCUUGAACAUUCUGUCUUAAGCAAAUAUUUAACAAGGGAAAACUUUGUAGUUCAAUCACCCAUAAGUGUAACUCUAGCAAAAUUCAAUGACUAUGAAAAAUAAUUUUUUUCUUACCUGUUCUAAUAAUAUUUAUAGUGUUAUCAAACCUUCAGAAAGCUAUAAAUCCUAACACAGCCAGAAAAAAAAAAAUUUAGUAUGUGUAUAUUUAUGUAGGUGUGUGUGUACAUACACAAAGAUUAUUUGUGAUUCUUUUAUGGUCAAUAUACUUUUGAGCUUAUACAACUGAGAUAAAUUACUCUUUGCUUGUUUUUCUGUAAUUGGAAAAUUUAGGAAGAUAUUGAAAAUACAUAUCUCUAUAAUGUAAUAAUUUUCUGCCCGCACAAAGUUUACUAUAAUUUAUGUCUACCAAUUACAAAUACAGUAGUUACAUUUGGCAUCACAUUUAACCACAGUCAUCAAAAUCUACUUAAAUUCUAUAGUUGACAGUUACAUAAGAAUAUAUACAGCGGGAAAAUGUCAGUGGUUCUUGUGAAUGAUGGAAUUAUGGAUGUUUUUAUUUUAAUUCUACUUUGCUGUUUGUAUUUUUUUUUUCUUCUCAGUGAGCACUGUGUUAUUUUUAAAAUCACGGUGGAGGGAAACCCAUAAAGUUUAAAGAGUUAAAGUUAACUGAAUCAUAAGCACUUAUAUAAUAACUUUUUUAAAGUCAUUUUUAUUACCAAAGCUCAGAACAUUGUCUGGAAUCCUUUGAUCUACCGGUUCUCUUAAGUAUGUGAUUUUGUGAAGAUAGCAAUGGUUAUAGCUUCUUUUGUUCUGGUAUUUUUAUUGUGUAACGUAGCAUAGUGGUUAAGAGCUUGGAUUUUGCAGUAACUUGGAUUCUGAUCCUUUAAAAUGGGGCUAAUGUACCUGCCUCAUAUUCAAUGAAAUAUUGUGUGUAAAGCGCUUAGUAAUUAAUGAAACUGUUAAUUAUUGGCUUAGUUACUAUAAUGCUAAUUUGGGACCAUAAACACAUAUCACCCUACAUUUUUUUUGCAACUGCAAUUUGUAAAGGGAAAUCUCCCACUAACUAUUGGUUAUGUUAAUAUUCUUCAUAGAGUUGGGUUCAAGAAGAGAAAUGUUUUAUAGUGAAGCAUAUAACUAUUUUAUAAACAACAUUGUAGUUAUAAAGAAGCAUGCCUAUAGUGUCAUUAAAAUUUUUUUAAACACUUUCUGGAGCUAUAGGUAAUGAACUUGCUUUGAGAGGGUCCAGACAUACUCAUCCUAAACCACAUUCCUACAACUUAUGCCCAACAGCUUGCACCAGAGUACUUAUAUCUUAACCAAAAAGUUUCACUCCAGUGGUGCUUCACAAAAUCUUGAAAGUGCUUUCACAUAUAUUGCCUCAUUUGAGCUUCAAAUAACCUUAUAAAUCGGUCAGGUAGAUGUUAGUUUACAGAGGAGGAGACAGCUUUGCGAUAGUGGUGACAUAUCUGAAGAAUAGAAAACUCCCAGAAUAGCGCUCGAUGCCUAAAGUGGUGCCUGGUGCCAGCAGAUGUUCAUUUCUGUCAAACAAGGGGAAAUAGUGAGUGGUGGAGCCUUUAUUCAGACACAGGUCUCCUCGUUCCUAACUCUUAAGAUGCAGGGGGAAAACAAACUGCUCAAUUAAGAGUUCUUCCGUGGACGUUUUCUUAAGCCUUCAAAUAAACAGAAUAAUAGAUAUUUAUUGAGUAGAUAUUUAUUGAGUUCUAUUUGCCAGCACUCAUCUAUUA